Messenger RNA from Naegleria gruberi, 738 nucleotides. RefSeq lists its product as uncharacterized. The record is from RefSeq and is a predicted model, not a curated record. The transcript has a single exon. The coding region runs from base 1 to 738 and encodes 245 amino acids. NCBI's taxonomy places the organism in Eukaryota, Heterolobosea, Eutetramitea, Acrasida, Naegleriidae.
AUGUUAGAUAAAUUGGAGCAGAUUAAGGAAUUGGCAAGGAAGGAUCCUAUUCGGUUCAUUCUCUUAAUGACUCUAAUUGUUUCCAUUGUGGUAUUUACUUAUAUAUUGACAGAGUUUUUCCGACAAUAUGGAUUGGAAAAUACGGAAACCAUUCGUUCGUGUGAGAUGAUUUUAUCCUCAUUGAAUGAGCACAGAUGUACUGCUUAUGAUUGUGAGAUUGCAAAGAGAGAAUUCAAUUUUGUUACUCCAAUUCAUCUGAAAUCAUUGUAUUAUCAAAAUUCAGAGACAAUUAUUACACCGGUCUAUUCGAGAGAAGAAUCUGAUAGGCGUACGAUUCCAAAGAGUGCAGAGACGUGCUCUAUUGGAGGAUCUUGUUAUUCACCAGCUUGGCUAGUAUCAAUGGUCAACACUCCGAGUGAUGGAGUUCUCUAUUCAGGCGUUGUUACCACAAGUUUUUCAUUGGCCAAUGAAGUAUUGGCAAGUAUGCAACCCCUUACGAAAUAUUAUUGUUUCCUUAAUAAUUUCAAUGAUUUAACAAUGGUUCCACCAAAUGUCACUUACAUUCCAAGGAAGGUUUUUAUUGUCAUGAUGCUUAAUGGUGGUUUCAUUGUGAUGAGUUUCAUCGCAUUGAAAGUAUUGGGACUUGUCCGUAGAGUGAUCAACAAGAUGAAGAAGAAUAAGAAUGGAAAUCAAGAAUUAGAAGAUGAUGAGAUCAAGCCAAUUAAUGAAAGUGAAUAA